AUGGCGGUGGCGAUGCUGCGUGACUGGUGCCGGUGGAUGGGCGUGAGCGCGCGCAGGGGUCUGCUGGUGCUGGGUAUCCCCGAGGACUGCGAGGAGGCCGAGGUGCACCAGGCCCUAGAGGCCGCGCUCUGGCCGCUGGGCCGCUUCUCUGUACUCGGGCGGGUGUUCCGCGAGGAGGAGAAUGCCGCGGCGGCCUUGGUUGAGCUGGCGCAGGAGGUGGACUACGCGCUGGUGCCCCGCGAGGUCCCGGGCAGCGGGGGGCCCUGGCGCGUGGUGUGCGUGCCCCGUGGCUCAGGCGAGGAGGUGCUGGGCCGCGUGUUCCACUUCCUCGAGCAGCAGGGCCAGACAGCCGAGAGCGUGGCGGGCGCCCUGGGGCUGGGGCUGAGGCGCGCGUGCUGGCUGCGCUCGGUCAGCCAGGCAGUCCAGCCCUGGGUGGAGACGGUGCGCUACCAGCCCCUGGGCGUGUUCUCUGGGUGCGAGGAGCUGGGCCCCGGGGAACAGCCCUUCGAGGCCUGGCUGGACCAUGCCAGCGACAUGCUGCACGUGUGGCAGGCAGUCUCCGAGCGAGAACGGCGGCGGCGGCUGCUGGAGGGCCUGCGCGGCACCGCCUUGCAGCUGGUGCGCGGGCUCCUGGCUGAGAACCCCGGGCGCACUGCGCAGGAGUGCCUGGGCGCCCUGGUCCAGGUGUUCGGGGACACCGACUCAGAAGCAGCCACACGGCUGAGGUGCCUGACGGCCCAGCAGAGGCAGGGUGAGCGCCUCUCUGCCUUCGUUCUGCGCCUGGAGAUCCUGCUGCAGAAAGCCAUUGAGAAGGGGGCUCUGGCCAGAGCCUCGGCGGACCACCUGCGCCUGCGGCAGGUGCUCACCAAGGCCACCCUCAUCGAGCCACUAGAAGAAGCACUGCGCAAGCUGAGACUGGUUGGGAGGGCACCCAGUUUCCUGGAGAUGCUGGGGCUGGUCCGGGAGUCUGAGUCGUGGGAAGCCACUCUGUUCAGCAGAGAGAGGGCCGCAGCAGAGGAAGGGGCUGGAGCUGACCCUGGGGCAGACGGAGACAAGGUCGAGAUGGCAUCCAGGGGUGGGCAGGACCCUGCCUCUGCCCUGAUUCCUGUGAAUGUAGGGCAGUCAAUGCCCACCGAAGGCCCUGGCGCCAUUGUGAGCAGCACCCCAGCCCAGGAAGGCAGUGCUCCUGGGGCAGACCCAGGAGGUUCAGGCUGUGGGCCGCAGGGCCUCAGCCAGACAGCAGAGCCAGAGGUAAUGGACGCCCAAGAGGCUCCUGCCGAGCUCCUGGAAGAGCGUCUCCAGCCCAUUCUGGAGGAGUCAGAAAAUGAGGGUGAAGCUUGUGACCCAAGCCUGCCCGAGCCCUCGUCCUCUGAGGCCUCCUUCUCUGACCAGUAG
This is a messenger RNA of Elephantulus edwardii (Cape elephant shrew), 1395 nucleotides long. Its product is annotated as paraneoplastic antigen-like protein 6B-like. The transcript has a single exon. The record is from RefSeq and is a predicted model, not a curated record. Bases 1 to 1395 code for a protein of 464 amino acids. NCBI's taxonomy places the organism in Eukaryota, Metazoa, Chordata, Mammalia, Macroscelidea, Macroscelididae.